UUGUUUUCUUUGGUUUAACUGUGAUCAUCUCUGUGAUUUUUGUCAGAGUAGCCAUUUAAGGCACUGUGCUUGUAUUCCUUGAGUGAGCCUGCCUGUGUCAUGCCCUCCAAGCAGGUCACUGUGCAUGGUAAGCCUUUCCCUUGAUCCUGUGGGAGCUGGGUUAGCAUUACAGCACAGCCUGUGGGGCCUGGGCUUGGCUCCACUACAUGCUGUCUGCAGAGCUGCUGGAGGCUUCCAUGAGAGUGCUCUCUGCUGGGAGAACAUCCAGAGGGAAGGGCCCAUUAGACAAGCCAGAAAGCAGGCUGGUGUGCCUGACCUGGUCAAGGUUUGUCCAAGGACAAACGCCCUGCGGCAGACAGAGCACAGCCUUGCCCAUUGCAGCCUUGUCCCAGCCUACCGCACCCGCUGUGCUGCCUGGUGACAAAACCUGCCCUCGGAUUCAGGCCAGAUUAAGCUGCCAUUGUGCAGCUGAAUGUUGAAAGCAAGGCUCACCAACCUCAUCCCUGCUUGGGACUGAUAGCAGAGGUUAUCCAGGUAGGCAUAAACACUCCUGUCUGUCCAGGGAGCGUGCAAGUCGCACUCAAUCAGUGUGCAGGCAUGCAGUAAUUCAGGAUAGCAAAGGAAGGGAAAAACCUUCUGGAAUGCAGUCCAAGAGCAGGAAAGGGCAUAAUUAAAAUAUGCAUAACUAGCUUGUGUUUUUUCCUGAACACGUGAAGUGGUUGGAUGUAGUCCUACAGAUCACUGAGGAGAAUGCCAUGGAGAGGGAGGAUGUGAGCUGAUUGGAGUUACCAAGGCACUUAUUAAAAGGCUUUGGGUUUUAAAAUCUAAAAAUUGUGAAAUGUCUUUGCUGCUUGGAGCUCACAGUUGAGGAAGUGAGAGUUGCUGAGGUGAGCCAUGUACCGCUCCUUUGGUCAGUCAGGUUGUGGAUGUCUCAGUGUGUUACUGAACUGGGAUUUUCCAAUUAACUGCUCUAGUCUGGGCACAUCAGUACCCUUCACAGAGACCAGUCCUACUUGUCCCAAUCUGCCUGUGACCAAGGAAGCUGUACAGUGUUUGGAGUUGUGGAGAGUGGUUUAGUACAAGAAGCGUGUUUGACAGGUCUGUUCUAGAGACCCUGCAAACACUAUGUAACAAGUAUGAGUGUUUGCAUUAAGCAUAGUCACUUCUUGGAGAGGCAGAGAUGGGCUUUUCUGGCAGGAAUGAAGGGCACUGCUUCUAUGGGAGGCAGCAGUUUACCUGCUCUUUCAGCCUUUGUCACUGCUUGUGCUUGGCCAGGUCUGGACUUGUGCCCCGCAGCUCUAGCCAGCAAUCCCAGGCCUGGCACCGGCCGGUGGGCUGCCUGGCUUCCCGGGCUGUGCACAGCCAGGCUGAGUGCAAAGUGAUUAGCACAGCCCUGGGGCUUGCAGGGCCUGGGAUCAAAGGCCUGCCGCUGGCAGCCACUGAUGAAGAACACCAUCCAUUAUCUUUGUGCCUCAUCGCUUCCUAAUCUCGGCACUAGCUGUUCCCGCAGUUCCUCUUCUGGAUGGCAGGGACUGAGAGAUGGGAGGAACAGGGGAGCAGAGCAGGGACUGGCGUCUGCACUUGAACUCCAGUGUAGCAUUCUGAGGGUGAAUAUCCUUCUGGAAGUAAUACAAGACCUGCAUUAUGAGGAGAAAAAACCACCACACUUUCAGUCGUGUUUUGUUUGGCUCACCUUUGUUUGGCUGUUUUUUUGUUCUUCUGCACUGUCAGAUUCUGGGUCUCGCUCUAAAACUGCACCUUUAUGCCCACAGGUAAUAGGAAACCAGGGUUUCAAAAGAAAACCUGAUGCCAUUGCUAGAUAAUAGCAGUUUCCUAAAUAAAUGUGUGGUUGCCCCGGGGGUUAGGUUGUUACCAGAUGCACCUUUUCUUGAUUGGUGAGAACAGGAGAUGACGCUUCCUGGAGUAUAAGUGCAAGAGAAAACACGGGAGCACAGAUAAGCACAGCAAGCAAGCCACCUGGAAAGAAGACCUGAGAAGGUGUUAAAGCAGCUGCCAUGGCAUUUGGAAUGCUAAUCUAUAUUUUGCUGAAAGCAAUGGGGGCACUGAGUGAAGAGUCUGCUAUUACUGCUUCAUCCCUCAGCACGGACUUACGGAUUAAUUGGACAAAAAACAAUGCUGAAGUAGAUUAUUCAGAGCAGCCAAAGCUCUUGAAGCUGAUGCAGACCUGCCUUGAGGAGCACCACAGCUAUUGUAUCAAUGGGCUCUGCGCCUUCCACAGCGAGCUGAGGAAGCCCAUAUGCAAGUGCCUUGCAGGUUACAAUGGAGAGAGGUGUGAACAUUUAACACUAAAUUCAUAUGCACAUAAUUCUUAUGAGCGCUACAUUGCUGUGGGGAUUGGGAUUGGAAUACUGACCAGUGGAAUACUCGCCAUCAUCUACUGCUAUGUAAGAAAGAGUUGUCUUUCAGGCCCAAGGAGGCUUUGGAAGUGAGAGUUUGCUGGUAUUUUUUUGCCAGUGGAAGUGCAAGGUGAAGCACCAGGUAAGCCUGUGCUAUGCAAAAUGGGACUUGGUGUCAGGACAGCAUGAGAAUAAAAUAGAAAGAUGACGAUGGGAAGAAGGCAAGGCAGGAAGGAAAAGAAGGUGCUUGUUUUAUUUUAUUUCUCUUUUUCCAAGUGGAGUCAUGGCUUCCAGCACAGUGUUCCUCACCCCCUGGGUGCUGUGUGCCCACCCUGCAGAAGCACAGCCUCAGAGCAGGCCCUAGCUGUGUGUGAGGCAUGGCUGCCUGACUGACUCACGGUGCACUUGGGCUGAGGGAAUCUGCAUGGCCUCACAUUGCUGCAGGGAGUCAGCCCUGCUGAGCCCUUCCUUGAUAAGUGACAGAUGCUGCCAGCCUGGAAUGGUGUGCUGCUGCUUACGGUGCUGAAUUUCCUGCAGAACUGGCCUGUCAGAGGAUCAGGAUCAUCUUUCCUAGCUCAUUUAUCAGGCUCACUACUCUUUGUGUAGUGGCAUAAUUAAGAGAGUCUUAAGCUUCUUCCCUUUCCAGCUGCACGUGCCAAAAACUGUCAUUUCAAGAGGAGCCUCUGCUUUAUGUGACUUUUAGGUAGGGCUGCUUCAGCUAUGGGAGACAGCAGCUUAGCAGGGGCAAGCCAGAGACAUCAAAGACCAGGAUAUUCCUUUCUCAAGGACAGAGCACUUGCCCUGUGAAUGAUCCAGGCUGGUGGAACCACACUGGCUUUUGCUGCAGCACAUCUCUCACGCUGGGUUGCCCUUAAGCUACCCAGCCCUGAACCUGCUCCACUGGCACCUGCAGCCACUGUGCAGGUGUGCUGGGCUGCCACUGGAACAUCUUCCCUGCAUUCAGCUCCCAUUUUCUGCUUAGCUGUGUGGGUGGCCUACAAGUUUCCCUGAUCCCAGCAAGGUCUGUUGCAAACACUGAGAUGUAAGCCUGGGGACAAGAUGGCUUUAAAGACAUUUGAUUUGGUUUUGGAGGGAAGUGUAAGGAGUUGAAUUGAUGCUCUGAGUGCACAGUGUCCCUGUCCCUCCUGCUGGCUGGGGCACACUGGUGGCUGGCACACAGGUAAGAGACAGUUUUUCCUUGGAGGUUUUCUGUUAUUCUUAGUAGCCCACAGUAUAUUUGGAAAAUGACACACCAGGGUUUGUUCUCCAUCCCACUUACAGUAAAAGUACAAAUCUCAUUGGUGCUGCUGCAGCAGUGCAACCCUGCCUUGUGUUUGUGUACUAAGAACCAGCUGUGAAACUAAUCGCUUCUAAGUUACUCUCAAUUUCAUGCAAAAAAACCCCAAAACAAGACUGAACCCCCCUCCCCAAAGAACCCACUCCAACUCUCCCCUCCACCUCCAACAAAACCCCAAAACCAAAAUCAAACCCAAAAAAUCAUAUUCCUCUUGGCAGAAGAGCUUUGUAAUUCUUUGUACGUGUUAUAUGUUUUGUUUCAUUUCUGGUCCAUGAAAUACACUGUAGCAUCCCACAAGGAGAAGGCUAAUUUGGUAAUGCAAUUGAUUUCAUAAUUAAGUUCAGAAUAACUCCUGUCACCCCUGAAGGUUGCAGUUCUUAAUGGAUUGCCUUUUGACCAUCCCUAGGAAGCAAGGCUUUGAGAAUGAUGUUCAUUAUUCUUCUGUGAGUUCUUUUAAGAAAUGGUGCUUGGGUAGAUCAGUAACACAGUAAGUGUUAAGAGACAGGAAAGAUGGGUCAGAUUUGGUAACAUGCAAGUUUGAGGGCAAACAGCUAGAAUUUCUUUCUGAAUAAUCAUUUCAGUUCUCUCUUGUGUGAUAUGAGUGCAGAUUUACUAUUUGUGUUUUAACUUUUAGAGCUAUCCUGAAAAGUAUCAUGGCAAAGUGUAAGUGUUAGAGAGCAGACAAUGUGCACGAUAAAUAAUCUGAAGGAUUCCGAUUCAGUCAGAGCUGGAUUCAGUGAGCUCCAGCCUUGUCAGAGGCAGGGUCUUCAUAGCCCUGCUGAUUUCAGUGAAUGCUGGCACGGAACCCAGAGCUGGCUGCUCUCUGGUGUGUGUGUCACAGAGCUCUGGUGUGGCUGCUCUUACCUGUCCUGAGCCUUGCUUGGAGAAGGGAAAUGCCUGUAGAGGUCCCUAUUGUACUGCAAAUCCAGGAAACCGCUUGGGACUCCUCCUUUAUGACCCAGUUGAGGAACAAAGGCAAAAAAAGUGCAGGUACUCAUUAAAAUCUCAGUGUAAGUAGUCAUUAAUUAUCAUGGCAGCAAUAAAAUCUUGUACUAUGACUAGACUUGGGGCUGCUCCUACUCUCGCUGAACUGAGUGGAAGGGAGAGCAGGUUCUGUGAGCAGCAGAGGUGGCUGAGCUGGAGGAGGUGUGUGUGAGAGGGGACUGUUCACUGGGCUGCUCUGCGAGCUCUGCUACUCCGGGCCCUUUGGCUCUUGGCUCCUUCCCUCUCUGUGGCUGCCAGUGUUGGGAGCUGGGACACAGGCUGGGUUUGGUUGAGAGCAGGGUUUGACUUGGUAUGAAGCCCAUGGCCUGUGGGCAAGCAAACCUGUAAAUGAGAGGUUGCUUGAGUCAAAUUAAAAUUCUAAUUUCAAUUUUCAUAAGUAUAAACAUAAAAAUAGCCCAUGAGACACAGUUUCAACAGACAAAUUAGGGUUAAAACUGCUCUAAAUGCUUAUUCUCUGGAGCAGUUUGGGAUGAGCUGAACUUGCUAGUUGAGGUAUGUCUUGCAUAGCCAUUCUGGGGGAAUUUUCCAUUUGAUGGUUUGGGGGUUUUGCCCCAUUGUGGAAUUAGGGCCAUCUGUGAAUGGUCACCUGCCUUAGCUCUGGGCUCAGUUUUCUAGUUCAUAAAAAGGUUAAAGGUAUCCAAAGGCGAGGUUUUGAUUCCAUGUUUAAGGCCAAAUCACUUAAAUGGUAAUUUUUAAUCAAAACUUCUUGUUGAAUUUAUCUGGUUGGUAUUGGCAAGGAAGUUUCCUUGUAUAGAUUCCCCAGUGCCUUUUUUGCCUUUCUGUGAAGGUGUUUUGUCCUUUAAUAAGCAAAAACACAGUUUACUGCAUUUUUAAUACCUGAUAUUCAAAUGCCAGCUGUGUUUCCUGGCUAGGACUGAGCAAAAUUUGGCAUGGCAGCAUUGCCCCUGUUAUGCUCUU
Messenger RNA from Zonotrichia leucophrys gambelii, 5577 nucleotides. It is a transcript of the gene EPGN, whose product is annotated as epithelial mitogen. Gene Ontology annotation, molecular function: growth factor activity; epidermal growth factor receptor binding. Gene Ontology annotation, biological process: positive regulation of cell population proliferation; epidermal growth factor receptor signaling pathway; positive regulation of mitotic nuclear division. The record is from RefSeq and is a predicted model, not a curated record. Lineage: Eukaryota; Metazoa; Chordata; Aves; Passeriformes; Passerellidae. Bases 2016 to 2450 code for a protein of 144 amino acids. The transcript has 5 exons.